UCUUCUCUGCUUAAAUACCAAAGAAAUCAAUGGCGUAGCGAAAACUCAGUGAAAAAAGGUAAACAAAUAUGUCUGCCGAGCAUUUGCUGUUAACAGUCGAUGAUGUUGAUGAUCAAGAUCAUCAUCAUCAUGGUGGUGGCGGUGUGAUGAAAUUCGAGAUUCGCGAUUUGAAGAAAGUAUCGGAUGCGGGCGUUCCUAUACUCAACGGGAUCAGCGUGGGCAUCCCGAAAGGGAUGAUCGUUGGGAUCAUCGGACCGAGCGGGAGCGGGAAAUCCACGUUGCUCAGAGCACUGAAUCGCCUGUGGGAGCCUCCAUCGGAUACGGUGUUCCUAGACGGCCUUGAUAUCGUUGACCUUGAUGUUCUUGAACUCCGCCGUAGGGUCGGCAUGCUUUUCCAGCUCCCGGUUCUCUUUCAAGGCACUGUUGCAGAUAACAUUCGAUAUGGACCAAACUUGAGAGGGAAGAAGUUAAGUGAUGUUGAAGUUUCCAAGUUGCUAACACUUGCAGACCUUGAUUCCUCCUUUCUCAGUAAAACUGGUGGUGAAUUAUCUGUUGGUCAAGCUCAAAGAGUUGCACUUGCUCGGACACUGGCUAAUGAACCCGAGGUUUUGCUGCUGGAUGAACCAACAAGUGCCUUGGAUCCGAUCUCAACACAGAACAUAGAGGAUGUGAUAGUGAAGCUCAAGAAGAAAAGGGGAAUGACAGUUGUAAUGGUUUCUCACAGCAUCAAGCAAAUCCAAAGGGUUGCAGAUAUGGUUUGCCUUCUUGUGAAUGGUGAAAUUGUUGAAGUACUGAAGCCUAAUGAACUAUCUGAAGCCAAGCAUCCCAUGGCACAAAGGUUUCUUCAGCUAAGUUCUUAAAAUACUUACUAUAAUUGUUGCUAUAUUUCCCUCUCUUUCCCUAUGUUUGGUAUUGAUGAUAAUUUGGUUUAAACUAAGUUAAGCAUUCCAAUU
Hibiscus syriacus is the source of this 953-nucleotide messenger RNA. RefSeq names its product ABC transporter I family member 17-like. Gene Ontology annotation, biological process: phosphate ion transmembrane transport. NCBI's taxonomy places the organism in Eukaryota, Viridiplantae, Streptophyta, Magnoliopsida, Malvales, Malvaceae. The coding region runs from base 69 to 860 and encodes 263 amino acids. The record is from RefSeq and is a predicted model, not a curated record. Gene Ontology annotation, molecular function: ATP binding; ATP hydrolysis activity; phosphate transmembrane transporter activity. The transcript is spliced from 3 exons. Gene Ontology annotation, cellular component: membrane.